AUGGAGGACGCUGCGAACCUCGCGCCGGCUCAGCCAGGAGCCGAGGCCAAUCUCCUCUCGCGUCUAACUGCAAUGGAUGACUACGAGUUCGAUAAUUACGCAGACUCUGAGCUGCUCAAGCUCAAGGAAGAGCUUAUCAUCAAAAAUGACAUGAUGGAGAACGAAAACAAGCUAUUUGAGUCGUACUGGAACCGAGUUAAUCCCGGCAACGGCGGCCCAGGCGCGACAGGGACCGUUGACGAGGAACUCCAGGAUGCUGGUGGAGGGAUGCAGCAGCAGCAGAUGCGCCAAAAGAAGAAAAAGGGCGAGAAGCAGAAAGAAAUCGAAAAGCGGCUCUUGCUGACGCCCGAGCAAAAGUCGGAGAUCGCCACACGAGAGCUGGAGGAGCUCCGAGAUGAGAUCGAGAAGCAGAAGGAGGAGUGGGCCAAGGUGCUGGACAGCUACAAGGCCGAGAUGGAGGAGGUCGAAAUUCGCAUUGGCGACACCAAGAAAGCCCUCUAUGAAUACAAACGUGAUAUCGUCGGGCAGGCAGUCAAUUCCCGGACAGGCAAAGUUAUGGCCGAGCGGGUGCUGCGAUACUACGAGGACAAAAUCCGAGCAAAGGAUGCAAUCAUUGAGAAGGUGCGCCUCAAGAAUGCAACGCUCAAGGUUCAGAAAAACAAGCUACAUCUUCAGCUCAAGCAGAAAGAAGAAAUGGGCGAAGUUCUUCAUGCGAUCGAUUUCGACCAGCUUCAAAUCGAAAACAAACAGUAUCUGACAAAGAUCGAGGAACGAAAUGCCGAGCUCCUCAAGUUGAAGAUGACGGCUGGAAAUACAGUGCAAAUUCUGAACUUUUACAAGAAAAAGCUACAGAACAUCACUACCGAGUCUGAGACGCUUCGAACGGAAAUCAGCCAGCGUAGGGACCUGCUGGACAAGCUGCGGUCUGAAGCCAAGCUCGUCAACUUUGAAAAGCGGAAGGCCACGCGAAUUAACGACACACUAAAGAAACAAAUCGAAGAGUUUCGCGUUCCGCAUGUCAUGGAGUACGUCCACAAGCAGGCUGAGCGGUACGAACUACAGAAGAAGCUCAAGAGCUGGGAGCGCAAGGUCGAAAUCGGCACGAUGCAAGCAGCUAGAGUCAAGAAGAUGUGGCAACACAUGUGUCUCAGCAAGUCACAAAAACAAGCCAACCCGCUUCCGCGCAUCACACAACAGGCCGAGAAAUCACAGUUGUUCAUUUAGUGCUUGCUCAUAUAAUUGGACAUGUCGAUUUUGCUUUGUCUGGAUCUAGUUCACAUCAUCAAUCGCACGACAACAAUCUACCACGCC
Messenger RNA from Polychytrium aggregatum, 1311 nucleotides. RefSeq lists its product as uncharacterized. The coding region runs from base 1 to 1224 and encodes 407 amino acids. The transcript has 5 exons. The record is from RefSeq and is a predicted model, not a curated record. Lineage: Eukaryota; Fungi; Chytridiomycota; Chytridiomycetes; Polychytriales. Gene Ontology annotation, cellular component: axoneme; ciliary basal body. Gene Ontology annotation, biological process: cilium assembly.